AUGACACCUAAUACUGUCAUUGUAGAAACAACAUCUUAUUCGGAUCAAUGGCGUUCAUUAAUAAUUGCAUUAGUAACGAAUGUAAUUUUGGGUCAAAAUGACAAUCAUGAUGAUGAUCCAAGAUUUACUAAAGCAAUUACAUUAUCACCGCCACCAGCAUUUCGUAAUGAUAACCAGCAAUAUGUGAAUCAAAAUGAUUAUCAAAUCAAGAAUAUUACAACAAGUUCAUAUUCUAAUUCUAUUAACAACAAUGGAUUUACUCCCAGUCAGCCUAUUACUCAUCUAAAUCCUAUUACUCCAUUACAACAAUUACAAAGGCAACAAAUUCAGAAACAACAGUUACAACAACGGCAAAUAAAUCAACAAUCACCAUCACAACAGAUUCAGUACCCAUUACCGAGGCAAAGCCAACUGCAACAGAAUCAAGUUCAAAUUCAAUCAACACAAUCUCAACUUCAGCAUCAGCAACAACAGUUACCACAACAGACUUUGAGACAACACUUUUCUCAACAAGCACCUAAAUUUCCUCAACAAAACCUACAACAACCAUUUCCCACACAAGCGCUGCAACAGCGUCUUCCACAACCAGUCCCGCAAGUCUCCACACCGCAAUUAACAACUACUAGCCAACAGUUGCAACAGCAAAAAUUUCUGCAAUACCAACAAGAACGUAUUCAAUAUCAAAAGUAUCAGCAACAACAACGUAUUCAACAACAAAAGCAACAAUUACGCCAACAACAGCUUUUACAACAACAGCAACUACAACAACAGCAGUUGCAACAACAGCAGCUACAACAACAGCAAUCACAACAACAGCAGUUGCAACAGCAGCAGCUGCAACAACAGCAGUUGCAACAACAGCAGUUCCAACAACAGCAGCUACAACAACAGCAGUUACAACAACAACAGCUACAGCAACAGCAACAGCAACAACAGUUGCAAGAACAUCAGUUACGUCAACAGCAAAUACAACAACAACAAGCGCAACAGCAACAGGCUAUACAACAACCACUGCAACAACAGCAAAUAAGUGCGGAAGAUUUCAAUAAGCAAACAUCACAAGUGCAAUAUAAUCAGUAUCAGACAACAGUACCAUAUACACCCCCAACUGAGCGACCAACAGUUCCCCAAACUACUGUCACUCCGGAAUCUCCAAUUCAAGAAAAUUCAAAUUCCGGUGUGUUACCAACAAGCUCUGCAGGAACAAGGACACAAAUUCUAAACAUUAUUUAUCAAAAACCAUCUACAGCAGCAGCUAAUAGAGCAAAAUCUCUACCAAAAAAAGUACCAUCAGGUUCAAAUCAGGCAAAGCAUUUAGUUCAAGGACGAUCAUUGAGUUACGUUUUGGCACCCAAUCAUGUUAACUUACCAAAACUAAGAGCUGCAUCAAAAAAUGUAGGAUCUAAUUUUUUGGGUUCAUUCUCUGAAGAUGAACUAGUGCAAAUAGUUCGAGCUAUAAGUCCAGAAAAUUUUAAUUUAUUAAAAAUUUCUAAGGAACUGAAUAUGAAACCAGUUAUUAAACCAAUUCCACCUUCAGCCCCAAUUUAUCCCAAAUAUUAUAAUCCACUAACACAUGGUAAUUAUGUUCAAGUUAUACCAAAUGAUCAAAAGGAUUCACAUCACAGUAAUGUAAAUAAAGUAAAUGCAUAUCAAAGAUCCGCUUCAAAUGCAAUAGGCGAAUCUAGAAACUCUAAUUCAGCUCAGCAUAAAAGAGAAACAUUGUUGGGGCAAAGUAUUCCAAAUAAUGUUUUGACUCAAUAUCCACCCCGAUUCGGGAUUUUAAGAAAAAAAGUUAUUUAA
This is a messenger RNA of Condylostylus longicornis, 1800 nucleotides long. Its product is annotated as transcription factor SPT20 homolog. The transcript is spliced from 3 exons. The coding region runs from base 1 to 1800 and encodes 599 amino acids. Lineage: Eukaryota; Metazoa; Arthropoda; Insecta; Diptera; Dolichopodidae. The record is from RefSeq and is a predicted model, not a curated record.